Spirodela intermedia is the source of this 4330-nucleotide messenger RNA. The record is from the annotation of a GenBank genome assembly. Lineage: Eukaryota; Viridiplantae; Streptophyta; Magnoliopsida; Alismatales; Araceae.
AUGGAUAAGAAGAAGGUGACCGUGCCUCUGGUGUGCCAUGGACAUUCCCGUCCUGUUGUGGACCUCUUCUACAGCCCCAUCACGCCUGAUGGAUUCUUUCUCAUUAGCGCUAGCAAGGGUAAGUGAUUACCGCGUCAAAAUUAAAUUCUUUGUGUACGUCGGAAUUGCCUGAUUUAGAAACUAGCCCCUAGCAGCUUUCAACCUAAUACGUAGGUAAUCGGACACCAUUCUGAUCUUCAUUGUAUUUGUCCAUCUCCUCCUCAAAAAACUUAUCUCUCUUUUAUAUGGCCUGAUGCUAUGUUUCGUCGGUAUUUGGAUGGCUGGGUUGUACACCUUAUAAGAUAUUUUUCUCCCGUCCUCUAAUCUUCGAGAAUGCCGAUCAGCUUAUGAUGGCAUCCCGCCUUAAGUUUGACCUCAAGUGGGUGGGAAGCCUUGUCUGUCUGUUUGGUAAAAAAUCCGCCAAUUGUUAAUCAAGGACUUAGAAUAAAUGGUAAAUUUUGUGAUAUUUGACAUACAUCACUAGAGUUGAGUGGUCUGCGAUUCAUUACCGCGCUACAAUUUUUUUUGCAGAUUCAAGUCCCAUGUUGAGGAAUGGAGAAACAGGCGAUUGGAUUGGAACGUUUGAGGGGCACAAAGGUGCAGUAUGGAGUUGCUGUCUAGAUAGGAAUGCUUUACGUGCUGCUUCUGGCUCAGCAGAUUUUACAGCGUAUGUAGCCCUUUUCCUUCUUUUUUUGUUGCUAUUUCUGCCAUCUUCAAAUCGUGUCUAUAUGCAGACAUAAAUAUUUACAUUCACUCGAAGUAUAUGAUUGCCUGAAAGAUUCGUUGUAUUGCAUAGAAUCCUGAUUGAAUGUAGUGCGAUGCUAGUAAGUCGGAAUUGAAUGUUGAUACAAGAAUAAAUUCUUCACAAAAGAAACAAAAUGGAAAGGCUGUAAAAGCUGGAUGAAGAGAGUGGGCAGUGAAAGGUCAAUUUAGUUCAGAGAAAUGCUUAGAACAUUGUUGGGCCGGUUUUCGCUGUUUAAGUCGUUUAUUCUUUGGUGGAUCCAUGCCAUCGAAAUAUAUGAAAAUUUGGAUGGCCUGUUCGACAGAGUGCCUUUUUGGCUUCCAUGGAGACCUGUCCCUAGAUAGCACGCUCUGUCUGCAUUCUUUCUUUUCUCUAAGGUUCACACUUAUGAGUUUGGACUGUUGCAAUUUUGAGAUUACUUUUGAGGACUGCAUGUUCUCGCAUUGCAUUCUGGGAGUUUUUUAUUAUUGAAGAAUAUCCUCUCCAAAGAAAGUUUCAAAACUCUGGGAUCGUCUUCCACAAGGAAAAAUAAGAAAAACUCCAUCCUUAUUCCUUCGAAGAGACCCUAUAAAGGAAUAUGUUCAUGUUAAUGAUGAUGGCACCAGCUUCGUUAAAACAGAGAUCCUAGUGAAAUGACACUCCUCUAGAAUCCCCGUCUAAAGCUUUCUAACCUGUAGACACUUUGAACCUACGAAGAUACCUUUCUCUUUCACACGUGAUUUGUCCUAGAGCGAACAGGGGAAUCAGUGGGACGUUCCAAUUUGUCGAUGCUAAUUUCCUCAUCAUCCCCAAAUUCUACCCACGGACGUUCCAAUUUCCAGCACGCAGAACAAUCAGGAAAGGAAUUUAUAUAUCAUUUUCAAGUUGGAUAUGGUAGUUUAGGUUCCUUGUAUUCAUCAUUUCCAAUAAUUUCAAUAUUUUUCUCUGUAUGAACGUGGAACAAUCACAGAGUACUAAAUAUGUCCUUCCAUGAUAUUCUUUUGGAUCGUCAUUUCUCUUUCACUCAUUAAUUUGCAGAAAGAUUUGGGAUGCACUAACUGGCGACGAACUUCAUUCUUUUGAACACAAGCACAUCGUUCGUGCAUGCGCCUUUUCUGAGGUAAAUGCAAUUUUCAUCCGUAGAUACUCUCUUCCAAUGUUGUGAAUUUGUUGGGUUUUUUUUUUGGUGUUUACUUUGAGCAUUUUAUUUUUAAAUUAAUUAAAGAUGACCACCAGCUUCUGAGCUGCACUGUGCGCCCUAAGAUGGUUCAGUUUUUCUUAGAGAUAUUUUCGGAGGGCAAAUAGUUUUUGAUUGAGCUGGGUUUUGUCGGCUUGCCAUCCGCUUGAUAAAUAAUACUCAAAUUCGCGAGAACAUGCGUACCUGUUUCACUCGUUCACAAAGUACCGUGAAGGGACACUUGCAUAAAGAUUUACAGGUAAGGUUGAUGACCUAUAAUGUAUGAUCUUUUAUGGAAAUGAAUGUGACGUUGAAUAAUCCCCAAUUUGAAUAGUAGAUAUCGGUGACAUCUCGGAUGGUGAUUUAGGUACCUUUUUGAGUUAUUUAGAUGGAAAAAAUUGGCAGGCUUGAUGAGAGGAGAGAUUAUGGAAUUGAUGAGAAUGUGGGAAGCCCUUACAUCUCUUCGAAUGGUCAUGACAUUUUGCGAUGAACAAAGUGGGGAAUUUUCCCAUACUUCCAUGUCUGGUGCAUUCUGUUGCAUUUUGGGGGUGUCUAGCUUGGGUUUUCUGUGGAAGGGUGGUGUAUUAGUUCUUCUUGAUGCAUAUCACACAAUUCUAUGUAGAUGGUCAGAUCUUCUUAGACCACGUUUUCAACUCGAUGCAGGAUACGCAUUUAUUGCUGACUGGAGGAAUUGAGAAGGUUCUACGUAUCUUUGACCUGAAUCGCCCAGAUGCUCCUCCGAGGGAUGUUGACAAGUCACCUGGUUCCAUCAGAACUGCAGCCUGGCUUCACAGUGAUCAGACGAUUCUUAGUUCUUGCACUGAUAUGGGGGGUGUUAGGUAUGGAUUUGUUGAUGCCACCUAUUUUUCGUUUUUCUAAUGGUAUUUUACCCGUGAAAGGCGACUGGCGAAGUUAAAUAAAUUAUGACAUGUAUUAAUUUAUCCCUUCUGCUACUCAGAAAUUCAUUUUUCUGUUGUAAAUCCUUUGCCCAAUUUUUUAAAAUGAGUAAAUUCCACAAAUAACUCGAAUUUAUUUAUUUAUUUCGAAUUACCGAAGUUAUUUUUGUUUGUUAGUUUCGUUCAAAUGGGCUGUUUAUUUAAUGGCGCGGUCAUCCCUGUACAUUAUGCCACGCAGUAUAUAUCCGGUGAGCUUGUUAACUACAAGAAUCGAUGAUCAUCGUAGUGUGAUGUGGGAGCAUCUGGGAUGCCAUCAAUUAAGAUUGAAAGGGAAACAAAGAUGGAUACUGAUUCUCUUGCAUCACCUUGCGAUAUCUUCUCCUUACUACCACCCUCAGAGGAUUGGCCUUAUUUUUUCUUUGGAUUCUCGUCUAUCGUCCGUUUGAACUUUGAAUAGGGGAACUUGCUAGUUGAAUGCCGAGGAUUUUUCUGAUUUGUGUGGAUCAGCUUGCAGAAACCUUCCGUGAAAAUCUUGGCUGACCCAGAGUUUUAUCAGAACUCGGAAGGUGCAAAAAUUGCAUCUUGUCCUUUCCCAGCUAGCACAAUUUCUCAGAUUUAUACAAGUGCACGCCCCGAUUCUUCUUGAAGGGCCUCGUUCCGUUUUAGAAACUGUUGAAAUUGUGCUCAUUUUAUUGCAGUUCGCAUUGAUCUACUGUGAAUUCUGAACUGGUUUUUUUUUUUUUUUCUUGUUCUGGAUGAAUAAUGGGACGAACAGGUUGUGGGACGUCAGAAGUGGAAAUAUCAUCCGAACCCUAGAGACCAAGUCCCCUGUGACCAGCGCCGAAGUGAGCCAGGAUGGUCGAUACAUCACGACCGCCGAUGGUUCCACUGUGAAAUUUUGGGACGCGAAUCAGUGAGUAAUCCUCUUUCUCUCCGGCGUCAACCCAUUUCAAGCUUCACCUUGGUCGCUCUGACAGCGGCGGCGCUGCCUGUUCCCUGCAGUUUUGGGCUGGUGAAGAGCUACAGCAUGCCUUGCACCGUGGAGUCGGCCUCGCUGGAGCCGAUGUUCGGCAACAAGUUCAUCGCCGGCGGAGAAGACAUGUGGGUCCACGUGUUUGACUUCCAGACCGGCGAAGAGACCAGUAAGUUUGAAUUCCCGAGCUCUUCUCGCGAGGAAGAGGUUCCCGUCUGAAUCUCCCGUCCUGAUUGAUCGAUGAUCUGUGUGCGUUGUCAGCCUGCAACAAGGGCCACCACGGGCCGGUACACUGCGUGCGCUUCUCCCCUGGCGGCGAGUCCUACGCCUCCGGCUCCGAGGACGGGACGAUCAGGAUCUGGCAGACCAGUCCGGUGGACGACCUGGAGGGGCUUCCUCAGAAUGGAGUUGCAGCUGCUGCCGCCAAGAGCAAGGCGGGGGUCAACGACCUCGGGAGGAAGGUCAUCGGCCUGCAGAUCACCAAGGACCGCCCCGAGGAGGAAGGAGACCGCACCGGCAGCUGA